ACGUAGCGUGGCGGCGCGGAGCCCGGUCCCGCGGGGCGGAGGAUGGCGUGUCGCGGCGGCUGCUGCUGCUCCAGCGCGGGUCGCCUGAACGCGGACAACGCGCGGUUCCUCCUGCUGGCGGUGCUGAUCCUGCUCUACAUGCUGUGCGGCGCCGCCGUCUUCUCGGCCAUCGAGCUGCCCACGGAGCGGGAGGCCAAGGAGCGCUGGGAGGAACGGCUGGAGAACUUCACCCGGCGCCACAACCUCAGCCGCGCCGAGCUCUGGGGCUUUCUCCGAGAGUACGAGGAAGCCAACGUGGCCGGCAUCCGUGUCGAUGACAUCCGGCCCCGAUGGGAUUUCACCGGUGCUUUCUACUUCGUGGGCACCGUCGUUUCUACUAUCGGGUUUGGUAUGACCACCCCAGCCACCGUUGGAGGCAAAAUUUUUCUGAUAUUUUAUGGCCUUAUAGGAUGUGCAGGGACCAUUUUGUUCUUUAACCUGUUCCUGGAACGCUUGAUCACAGUCAUAGCUUAUGUCAUGAAGUCCUGCCACGAAAGACAGCUGAGGAGGAAAGGCGUUCUCCCUCACAACAGCCGGCGGGGCUCAGGGACAUCUGAGGUGGACAGCCUGGCAGGCUGGAAGCCCUCUGUGUACUACGUCAUGCUGAUUUUAUGUGUAGCAUCACUCAUCAUUUCCUGCUGUGCCUCUGCAAUGUACACACCGAUUGAAGAGUGGAGUUACUUUGACUCACUUUACUUCUGCUUCGUGGCCUUCAGCACCAUAGGUUUUGGUGACCUGGUCAGUAGCCAGAACAUCAAGUAUGAAAGCCAAGGCCUUUACCGCUUUGGCAAUUUUGUCUUCAUACUCAUGGGGGUGUGCUGCAUCUAUUCGUUAUUCAAUGUGAUCUCUAUUGUGAUCAAACAAUCCAUAAACUGGAUAUUAAAGAAGUUGUCCUGCAAGUGCUGCCACAGAUGCCAAAGAAGAUUAUUUCGUUCACGGAGGAACGUGGUAAUGCCUGGAAAUGUGCGCAGCCAGAGAAACAUCUCCAUCGAGACCGAUGUUGUCAAUGAGAGUGACACAGAUGGACGCCGUCUGUCAGGAGAGAUGAUCUCCAUGAAAGAUUUCCUGGCUUCAAAUAAAGUCUCAUUGGCCAUCAUGCAGAAACAGCUGUCAGAAACUGCUAAUGGGUAUCCAAGGCAAAUGAGCUGUAAUUCAAAGCAAAAUGGAUUCUCUGGUGGGGUUGGAGCCCUGGCAAUUAUGAAUAACAGAUUGGCAGAGACCAGUGUGGAUAGGUAAAAUAAUAACAGUAAUAACAGUGAAACAAUGUGAACCAUUUCAGCAAGUAUUGAAACAAUGUGAAUCAAGUGGAAAUAGCUAGGGAGAGUGCACCAGAGGCUGGGAUGGAUGUGAAGGGCAUACUCCUGACAGAAGAUCUCUGACACUUUUUGGGGGCUGUCUCUUAAUGUUUUUGAAUUGCACCAAUCCCAAUCUUUUUUAUUUCCCAUCCUUCUACUUCUCAAGAAGGUCACUGCAGAAGGAAUUUAAUUUAGCCUUCAGAUCAAAUUUCCAUUCCUAUUCUUUUCCAUUUAUGUGAGACACAGAUUUCAGGAUAAGAAAUAUGUGUGAUGGAGAGAAACCAAGUGUGUCUACUGAACACAUUCUUAAUUCAAAGGUUUUUUUUUUGAGCUUUCUGUCUUAUUCUCAUCAUACCUGUUUCCUGAAAGUAGUUUAUCUGAGACCAAAAGAGGAAUCAGCCUUUUUCUGUGAUAUUGCAGACCUAAUUUAAUGAAAAAUAGUAUUAAAGUUGGUAGGUAUAUUCUGGAGCUAUUGUGAUGUGAAUGAGGAGAGAACUUUGCCCUUAGAAUUUAAUUUAGUCUUUCCUUUAAGAGGAUACUCUCAAAAGUGAUAGAAUAAAAAUUUAUCCUAC
Molecule: messenger RNA, 1906 nt
Organism: Empidonax traillii (willow flycatcher)
Lineage: Eukaryota; Metazoa; Chordata; Aves; Passeriformes; Tyrannidae
Gene: KCNK13
Product: potassium two pore domain channel subfamily K member 13
Exons: 2
Coding region: 43-1275 (410 amino acids)
Biological process (GO): stabilization of membrane potential; potassium ion transmembrane transport
Cellular component (GO): membrane
Molecular function (GO): potassium ion leak channel activity
Source: RefSeq, a predicted model, not a curated record